AUGUCGUCAUCCGAAAUCAUAGUGCCAGCGAACCAAGUACUGUUCGAAGAAUUUUGUACAUUGUUAGACAGUUUAUAUGAUAAAAAGAAAAGCAAACGAGAGAAAUUUCGUAUAUUGUCGAAUUAUGUGGAUGAUUUUAGGCUCAAAGCAGCGCAGAUUCGACAAGAAAAGAAUUCCACUUUUUAUCCUAUUCUGCGGUUACUGUUACCUGCAUUGGAGCGGGAAAGAUGUUCAUAUAAUUUAAAAGAGGCAAGGCUUGGCGCUUUAUUUGUUAAUACGUUGGCUUGGAACAAAAAAUCUCCAAAUUCUCAAAAAUUAUUGAACUAUCGAUCAAAUUGGCAUCAUAAAGAUUUUGCUACAGUUGCAUACGAUUUAUUAAAGGACAGAGUCUGCAAAUCUUCUUCACUUACAAUAGGAGAUGUUAAUGAUAUACUAGAUCAAAUUGCAAAUGCGGAAGUUGGAAAAUCACCUACUCUUGAAGAAAUAUUUACAUAUGUUUUAAAUAAAAUAAAUGGAAGGCAGUUGAAAUGGUUCCUCCGGAUUAUUCUUAAAGAUUUGAAACUAAAUAUGGGCUUGAAACGUAUCUUUGCUGCUUUCCACCCGGACGCAAAAAUAUAUUAUGAUAACUGCUCCGAUCUAAGCAAGGUUUGUGCGAAUUUUGACGGUGGUAAUACUCGACCAUCUGAAAUUGGCGUUGAAAUAUUCUACGCCGUAAGUCCGAUGCUUUUAGAGCAGCUAAAAAUUACAAAACUUUCUGAUCUUCCGCCGACGAAGACCUACAUGAUAGAAGAAAAAUUCGACGGUGAAAGAUUUCAGAUACAUAUGGAGAAUAAUAUUUUCGAAUAUUUUUCAAGAAAAGGACACAAGUAUUCGCACAACUUCGGAGAAUCUUAUGAAUCUGGUUCAUUGACACCACUUCUGAAAGAUUGCUUUGCUCCAACUGUCAAGAGUUUUAUACUGGAUGGUGAAAUGAUGGGCUGGCAUAAGGAGCAAGAGACUUUUGGAUCGAAAGGAAUGAAGUACGACGUGAAAACUUUAAAGGAUAAAUCGCAAUACAAACCGAGUUUUUGUGUUUACGAUAUUUUAUAUUACAACGGAAAGUCUUUAGUUGGACCUUCAGAAAUGGGUGGCCUACCUCUAAUCAAGCGCCUUGAAAUAUUGGAUAAUCUGUUUCGUGAUUUUUCUGGAGUUAUAUCGCACAGUAAGCGGCAAGUGGUAAAGGAUAAUUCGGAUAUAGUGGAUGCAUUAAAUAAGUGUAUCGAGGACAAUAAAGAAGGCAUAACGGUUAAAGACAUUGAGUCAUAUUACAUCGCUAAUCGACGGGACGCUGGGUGGUACAAAAUUAAACCUGAGUAUACAGAAGACGCAAUAGAGGACCUUGAUCUAGUGAUUAUUGGCAAAACGCUAAGACAUCCAAAAAGCUUCUAUGUUGCUUGUGUUGAUAAUACAGGUGGGGCUCCGCGCUGGCUCUGCAUGUGUAGCGUGACGGGGCUCGGACGCGAGGCUCGCGGCGCGCUGUGCGAGCGGCUCGCGCCGCACUGGCGCCGCGCCGCCGCGGACCCGCCGCCGCCCUGCCUGCACUUCAACAAGCAGAAGCCCGACUUUUGGCUGCUGCCCGAACACUCUGUCGUGUUACAGGUCCGUGCUUCGGAGCUAGUAAGCAGUAAUUCGUAUGGCACUCCCUACACAUUGCGUUUUCAACGCAUUAUUAAAGUUCGGUAUGAUAAACCUGUGAAUGACGUUAUGACUUUGCAGCAGUUUGAAAAAAUUGUUUCGUCUAAUAAGGAGGUGGUGAAGCUCAGUAAAAAAAUUAAUCAAGAACAAAUCGACAAUGUUUCUAUGAUACCUCGUAAAAAGCGUGUCGCUAAGCCCCUUAAAGUAGCCGAACAGUUCCGAACCCAAAUCAGUGGUGAAGUGACAGUGAAGUCACAAGCUUUGCUCGGGAGGAAGAUUUGUAUACUCUCUGACGACGUCGACUGCGACAAAGCGGAGUUGGUGAAAAUUAUAAAGUCGCAUGGAGGGAAACACGAGGAAAACUAUGGUGCAGACACAUGGUGUUGUGUUGCUGGACGACUAAUAGAUCACGUGCGAUUUUUAAUAAACAAGAAAACUGUGAACAUUGUCAGCACAUCAUGGCUGAGGUCCCUUCCCGAAUCUGAAACUUUAUGUUCCCUGUCCCCGCUCGAUAUGUUGGCGAUAACGAAGGAAAUGAGACUGAAAAUGAGCCUCGAUUAUGACUAUUUCGGCGAUAGCUAUAAAGAGCCAAUAGAAGUGGACACGUUGAAGAAAUGCUUUGAGAAGAUGGACAGCGAUGAACCGAAAAUGUAUCUUACAACACAAGAGAAAAUAAAAGUAGAUAAAGAGCUCUUUGAGGAAAAUAAUCCGUUUUCUUAUUUGCGUCCUUGUUUUUUGUCGCUUCCAAAGAGCAAUCGAAUUUAUGCUAUACGGGCGCAAAUGUACGGCGCUACGAUAUGUGACCUGGAUUCUGGAAAUGUGACACAUGUAGUUAUACCGAAGAGUGCUUCGUCCCGUGAUAAAGAGGAAGCAAAGAAACGCAAUGCUCUUUUGGUCUCUGAAGAAUGGUUGGACGCAUGCUUUGCCGAAGGGAGAUUGAUUUCAGAAGCAUUGUUUAUAUUUUCCUAA
Parnassius mnemosyne (clouded apollo) is the source of this 2643-nucleotide messenger RNA. The record is from the annotation of a GenBank genome assembly. NCBI's taxonomy places the organism in Eukaryota, Metazoa, Arthropoda, Insecta, Lepidoptera, Papilionidae.